Messenger RNA from Bolinopsis microptera, 5253 nucleotides. Its product is annotated as exportin-7-like. The record is from RefSeq and is a predicted model, not a curated record. Gene Ontology annotation, biological process: protein export from nucleus. Gene Ontology annotation, cellular component: nuclear pore; cytoplasm. NCBI's taxonomy places the organism in Eukaryota, Metazoa, Ctenophora, Tentaculata, Lobata, Bolinopsidae. The coding region runs from base 41 to 3292 and encodes 1083 amino acids. Gene Ontology annotation, molecular function: nuclear export signal receptor activity. The transcript has 24 exons.
AUUCAGAACAUAUAAUAGCUAAAAGUGGAUGUAAAGCAUUAUGAAUGGUGUCAUGGAUGAUCAGUACAUUGGACAGUUGGCAGCAUUUUGUGAACAAGUCUACCAGAGUAGCAGCCCAAAUGACAGAAGGCAGGCUGAAAAUGUGUUGAAUGAGUUCAUGAAUUCAUCCGAUGCCCUCGAGAAAUGCAUACAUGUACUCAAAAGGGCCCCAAGCACCUUCACAUUAUUGUGGAUAUCAUCUUGUCUAAUGAGGUUACUACAAAGAGAGCGACUAUUUGUGCAGACAGAGACAAAACUUGAAAUAAGGAACCUAUGUCUGAACUACUUAGCGAACCAGCCGAACGAGUUGUAUGUUACACAAAGUCUGACCAGGCUUCUGGUUAAAGUGGUGAAACUAGGUUGGUUUGAGAGUGUCAACGAGGAACAUGUCUUCAGGAAAACUAUUGAUGACGUCCAACUUUUCUUGAAGAGGGACGUGCCAAGUUGUUCUGUUGGUGUGUACAUUCUCAGCUGUCUGAUCGACGAAAUAAACGAGUCCUCAACAAUAAGAUCACUGGUCAGACAACGGAAGAUCGUGUCUUCAUUCCGAGACGAAAGUCUCAAGUCUCUCUUCACCCUGGGUCUCACUUCCGUAAAGCAACUAUCUGUAUCUGCGGUUAACUCCAACCAAGAGAGCAGCAAGCUGAUGGAGAAUGUGCUGCAGCUCCUGUUGGCUUGUUUAACUUUUGAUUUUAUUGGCACUGCGCCAGAAGAAAGUACAGAUGACACAGGGACUCUUCAGAUACCCACCGCUUGGAGACCCGCGUUUAUCAGCAAUGAUCUGCUCCCCAUGUUUUACGAUCUGGCUAUAAGCCUCCCUCCCACCCUCUCAGAAAAGGCAUUGCAAAUAUUGGUACAAUUAGUAUCGGUGAGAAGAUCUCUAUUUUCAACAACUGAACGAAAAAGUUACCUGCAGAGUAUAAUGGAUGGCAUUAAAAAGGUAUUAGACAACGGUUCAAUACUGAGUGAGCCAGCCUGUUACCAUCAGUUCUGCAGACUGCUGGCUAAACUCAAAUGUAACUAUCAGCUUAAUGAAAUCGUGGAUAUCGAGGGAUACGAAGGUAUCAUUGAUACCAUCGCCAAGUUCACUAUAUCUAGUUUAGAGAAUUGGCACUUCUCCUCCAACAGUAUACACUAUCUUUUGUCACUUUGGCAGCGCCUUUGUACAGCUGUGCCCUAUGUUAAAAGUGAUAAAAAUCAUUAUCUCCCUGUCUACGCACCACAAAUCAGCAAAACAUUCCUCAAAUCCAGACUGGAAUUGGUUCUUGGAGUUUUAAGGGACGGAUUAGAAGACCCUUUGGACGACGUGGCCACAUUACACCAACAAUUAGACCUUUUAUCAACGGUUGUUCGUAUCGAAUAUCCCACUAAUUGUAACACAGUGAUAGCCCUGCUUGAGGAAGCAGUGUCCGCAUUCCAGAGCGCCAGUUCCUUGUCACUUCAAAACCUCACUAUUCUCGAAAAUAGACUAACUUGGAUCGUUUUAUUCAUUGGGUCAAUGAUCGGAGGAAGAGUGAGCUUCCAAGUUAAUGACGAUAAUGAUACUUUAGACGGCAGAUUGAUAUGCAGUGUGUUGAGGUUAAUGCAGAUCUCCGAUGCGAGGCUUGAACAACACGGAAGUAAAAACUUGGAAGUUGGAUUUGUCUUCUUUUUCGAUCAGUUCAGAAGGAUUUACAUCGGAGAACAAGUUAACCGACCGUCUAAUCCUACCCCCCAGGUUUACAAGAUCCUUGCAGAGACUCUUGGUUUAACUGAAGAGAGUAUGCUGCUCGAUGUUCUGAUUAAGAAAAUAUUGACAAACCUCCGGUAUUGGUCUAAGAACAGAGACAUAGUUGAUGAAACUAUGCAGCUAUUUAACAACCUCAGCAUUGGUUAUACCUGUGUUAGAAAAAUGAGCAAGUUAGAUGCCGUCAAGUUUAUGCUUGCUAAUCAUAACGCAGAUAAUUUCCCCUUCUUGGGCGACUUUUCGUCAGAAUGUCUGAAAACGAGACAGUUAUUCUACCAGUCCCUAGGUAGAAUACUGUUAGUGGAUCUGGGAGAGGACGAGGAGAAGUUCACUGAGUUCAUGCAUCCUUUAACAACUACGAUAGAGAGUAUGUUCGAGCAGAUCGCUACAAACCAAGUCCAAUACGACGAGCAACUGAAACUAAAAACAGUUGGAUUAUGUUGUGAUCUGAGGGGUCUUGUCCUCUCCUUCACCAACAAAUCCUGUUUUAUCAUGUUCUUCGACUGGCUGUACCCCAAGUAUCUGCCGCUGUUGACCCAGGCGCUGGUUCGCUGGGCUGACUGCCCUCUCUUGACAACCGCCGUGUUGAGGUGUGUAGCAGAGAUUGUGCAGAACAAGUCUCAGAGGUUGAUGUUUGAUGUUAGCUCUCCUAAUGGCAUACUUCUCUUUAGAGAAGUCUCCAAACUCCUCUCUCAAUACGGAGAGCGAGUGUUAGCUAUCACGGACGUGCCGGACGAUGCAAUGUACCGCACAAAACUCAAACAGAUCAGUUUGUGUUUCCAAAUUCUCAGAUCCGCCCUCGCCGGCGGAUACGUCAACUUUGGAGUGUUUCAGCUCUACGGGGACGAGUGUCAUAUGAACGCUAUAAAUAUGUUUAUAAAGUUAUUGGGUGCUCUACCUGACCGAGCUCUUAUGGAAUAUCCCAAGUUGAGCAGCGCGUACUAUUCCCUCAUGGACAUAGUUACUCAAGAUCAUAUGACUUUACUAGGGAACGUGGAUCCUAAUGUGAUAGUAUACAUUUUAUCCACCCUGGCUGAAGGAAUCGCAUCCGUCGAUGUGACAGUAAGUACAGCGUGUUGCAGCUCACUGGACAACGUUAUCACUUUUAUCUUCAAGAAGACAAAGCGGAAUGGGGAAACCAUGGUCGUGGAGAAACUCAGAGACAUCGUUAAGAUGCAGAAUAACGUCUUCCAGCAGAUAAUGAACUCGAUAGUUCACAUAGUGAUGUACGAGGAAUGUAAGAACCAGUGGAGCAUGAGUAGACCGCUCCUUGGCCUUAUUCUCCUUAAUCAGGAUUAUUUCAAGGAGAUGCAGCAGAACUUUGUAUCAAUGCAGCCUCCUGACAAACAAGGAUUGCUGGCCAAAUGUUUUGAGAACCUCAUGACGGACGUGGAACCUAACCUGCUCGGAAAGAACAGGGACAGGUUUACUCAACACGUGGCCAUAUUCAGACGUGACGUGUGCGUUCAACUUCACCUACCACGUGCAGAUCACGAGACAACUGAAAAUAACAUGAUGUUGUCAUGACGACACCUCAAUAACGGACUUGUCAGUUGUCAAGUGCAAAACUCUACUGUGUGCUUAUGACUCUCACCUUAGGAUGUAUCAUUUAACUCUUAUUCAGUGCCGAAACUUGUUUAUAUUUCAAGUUAUAAAACUUUUGUGCUCUCCUGCUGUGAAUUUAGGAAUUUUCCUAAUUCCUUGUCGACUAGUUUCAAUAAAACGCCUGUUCACAUUCACUGCCAAUUACAAAAUUUAGGUAACGUUAAUUGUCAUGUUAUCAAUUACAGCUAAGCCUUAUCAGUGCUCUAAAUAAUUAUUACAUGUCGAAAUGACUGAGAGUAAUUGAGUUAAUUGGACGGUGCACCUCCUUUCACUGUCAGUAAUUGGUCUUAUUAAGCGGGCAGUCACAUUUUAUUUUAUUCUCUCCCAUUUCUUGUCUGUAUUUCUUUGGUAGUAAAAAUGUCUUUUGCACCCUUGCCUUAUGAGUAUAUUUCUCCAGGCAAAUUUGCCUGGGCAGCACUUAAAUCUGGGCCAGAAAAUGGCUCAUUCCUCAGUUCAUAACAUGAACUGUUUGAGCAUCAUGCCAUUAGAAAGAGUAACUACUCAUUUACUCAACCAUAUCCAGGCCAUACAGUACUGUAAUUAUAGGAGCCACUAGUUACCUUACCUUGAAAUAUUUUACAAAUGUGACACUUUUGGCUAUCUCAAAUAGUUGACUACUAGAGGAUGGUAUUUAAAGAUCUUAAUGUGUGGCUGUUAAGAUAUGUAUCAAGAAAUUAAACAAGUUUCGACGCUGAACACUGAGUUUGAUGAAACAUGCUCAGCUCGAGCCAUAAACACACACACCGAGCCGGGUUCUGGUUCUCAGAAGGUUAAUUGAGGUUAAUUGAGGUUAAUUGAGGUUAAUCUUAGAGAGUGGGUUGUCGUUCACAGCUCUGUUAAAAUGUUCCUUAUCUCUUUAUGUUGUAUUGAGAGGGAUAUGUAACUGUGAACGAAGAUGCAAUGGUGAUUUUAGUUUUUAUAGUUUUUACAUUAGAUUUAACUAUUUAACUUAUUACACUUUUUAUCGGAAAAGUGAACUUUGUCAGCGGCUAAGUGGCGUAGUGUUCCCUACAUCCCUUACAUUUCCCAUUGGAUUUCCAAGUAUACUGUGGAGGCGUUUAAGUUGCUGAUUCAGUGGCCCUUACUCAGCUUCUUAAUUUCUAUCCCUCACUUCUUUUCCUGCCUUCUAAUCUCUAGAAUCUAGAGAUAUCAAGAUGUUGUAAACGCUACGUCACUCCAACGAAAGCUAUUUUAUACAGUCAGACCGUUGUAUACAGGUUUGUGUUAUAGUACAGGGUGAGCCAAAUAUCACGUGAUUGCAACGCUGGAAUGUUAACUCUACACAACUUCAACCAUUCUUUUAACAAUUUAUUUUUUGAUCUGCUUGGGAAUUUGAUCAUAAGAAAGCAAAGCGUGCUUUUACCUGGUUUUGUAAACGUCGCUGGCACACGAAUCGUAGUCGAGCAAUUAACCCAGUCGUUGCGGUCACAACUUUGGGCCAUCCUGUAUGAAGUGGUUACUAAUUUCGCCAAGUUUUUAUUUUGAUUGUAAUUCUUAAUAUUUAGGCUAGCCUCCAUUUAGCUGCACUAUCAAGAACCACUUAGAUACAUGAUACAAAAGAUAUCUCCUAAACAGAUAAGAAUGAUUUGUUUGUAUCGAGUUUCCUCGAAGUUAGGUUUUACGAAAUUUUAAACUGGUUAGCUGCCACUUGAAAGAUAAAUUGUGCCAAGUUUAUCGUCGUGUUAAUCGCACCCCAACUAUUUGAGUAGCAUUAACUUGUUAUUUAAAGUAUCAACUAUCACCAUAAAGACAUUUUCUAUUAAGAUUCGACCCCUUUGCAUCUGUGGACGUUGUUAGCGAACUUGAUUUUCAGAAUUGUCUACACUACCAGUUUUUGAUAUAAUAUAAUGCUUUUUAUCAAAGUUUAAUAGAUUGUGUAUUUG